This is a messenger RNA of Acaulospora morrowiae, 418 nucleotides long. Lineage: Eukaryota; Fungi; Glomeromycota; Glomeromycetes; Diversisporales; Acaulosporaceae. The record is from the annotation of a GenBank genome assembly.
AUGACACCACGAAUUGGCAAAAACAAAAACACGGUCUCAGUGUCGUUUUAUCACCCCACUUUCUUAUGGAGCUCAUGGGAUUUUGAUAAAGCAAGGGGUCACCUUAUGGCCAUUCAGCGACAAGAUGGAACGGAUGAAGUUUAUCGACGAGGGAUCGUUGUGGCAAGUAACGUACCACGCGAAACUUAUCUUGAGUUUUGCGCCGGAGAACCAAAGGUUUCUGUUAAACACCGGCUCAUUGAUGGGAAAGUCAUAGCUCACGAGAUACCUCUAAAGCCUCAUUCAGUGGUACAAGGAGUAUUAAUUGGUGAGAUGUAUACCUGGAACCGUAGCAAACUCGAUGUUAUGGGCGAAACGGAUAUCACUGUGAACACGAGAGAUGUAUAUCGUCCAGAUGCUUGUAUUCAACCGCAAGAAC